Odobenus rosmarus divergens (Pacific walrus) is the source of this 933-nucleotide messenger RNA. RefSeq lists its product as uncharacterized. The transcript has 8 exons. The record is from RefSeq and is a predicted model, not a curated record. NCBI's taxonomy places the organism in Eukaryota, Metazoa, Chordata, Mammalia, Carnivora, Odobenidae. Bases 1 to 933 code for a protein of 310 amino acids.
AUGGAGAAGGACACGGCCGCACACCGGAGGCACCGGCUGGGCCCCGGGGCCCCUCCCUCAGGGGUUGCCCCCGGACACCCCAAGGCAGCCGGCGAGGUGGCUGAGAUCCAGAGGAGCAGGAGUGUGGGCGGCCUGCAUCAGAAGGGGGACCCUCCGAGCUGCCUCAAGAAGCUGUCCAAGGAGCCGGAGUCCGAGGACCAGGGAAAGGACCUACAAGGCGACAUCGAAGAAGCCAGCUGUCAGGCAGACCCGGAGGAAGACAAGCAGGAGAGUCAGGACGCCCUUGGAAAGUUGGACCCAGACGGUGGAAGGGCAGAACCAGAGGAACAGGGGCCAGAGUCCAUCAAGCUGGAUGACCCUCCAGGAAAAGAGAAACCAUCUGUGUUUGUGGAGAUUGAUCUGGGAGACCAUGCCGAGGAGGUGGUCACAGGUGCCAUGAGAGAAGAGAAGCGGUCCCAGAUGGACAUGGGGGAUUUGUCAGAAGACGAAACCAAGACCAGCUGGGUGUGCUGCAUCCCUUAUUCUACCAGAAGGAAGGUGAAGGAGAGUGUGACCCUGGGGGACGCCGGUCACCGGCUGCUGCCCUCAGAGAUCACCUUGCCCAAGCGCCGACCUGAAAAGCUGUUCCGGCUGGGGCGGCUGGCGUCUGGUCCCCUCCCGCUGCCUCCACGGACCUCGCGGGGGAAGAUGCGUCUCCUGCAGCCAGCCCCGGACCUUGCCAGCCGCGCCCUGAGCGCGCAGAGGCGCGUCUCCUGCAGUCAGCGCUGUCCCCGCAAGCCGCGCCCUGAGCGCGCAGAGGCGCUUGUCCAGUGCGCCUCCUGGUGGCAGGCCUGGUGCGGCGCAUCACCGCCUCCGUUCUUCAGCGGGGAGGUCACCACCACUGUCCAAGAGGAGGCGAUGGCGAGUCGCCUCAUCAGUAUCAGAGAAUUUUAA